GCAACACGAGUUAUUUCACACGGGAAUGUCAGGAUCAGUGGCGUGGCGGAGUGCAGCACUGAGGGCCCUUGCACUCGGGGCCCUGCUUGUGCUGGUUUGUGGGGGACCCAGACCCGAACACAGGAGCGCGCAGCAUCAGAGAGAACAGGCAGAGUGGACUCAGAGAGCUCAGUAUCCAGCGGUCAACGAUGCACAGCACAUCCAGAUCCCUUCAGUGGACGAUGCACAGUGUGGCGUCUCUUUCUGCAGUUUUGCGUUGGGCUGCACUGAAACCGAUGGCAGACUUCUGUGUCUGUGUAAAGACGGUUACACAGGCGAGAGAUGCGAGAGAUGUGCUCCAGGAUAUUACGGCGAUCCUCUGCUCUACGGUGGCCGCUGUCGUCUGUGCAACUGUCCUGGAAACCUGUGUGACUCUAAGACUGGAGUGUGCAGGAAUUCUCUGGAGCUCCAAGACACAAAUACAGAAGAGCAGUGUGAAGAGUGUGAUAACUGUGCACAGACAUUACUGAAUGAUCUGGAAAAGCUUGAUAUUGAGCUGAGAAUAAUUAAAGAUCAACUGGAUUUGGACUCUCUCAGACCUUCAUCAAAAGAACAUCUGAGGAAGCUUGAAGAAGCCAUUACUGCCACAACGUGUCGUAUGGGAUGUUUGCUGCUUGCUGGGCUGUUCAGAUCUGAGAUCUCUCUAUUUUCAUUACACUUGCUGGAGAUCAAAUAUUUAAUCAAGCCGUUGUAUGUCCAGGUCUGGAAGCAUUCCGAGGAUUCGCAGAAAGCACUUUCUAACGCUGAAAACAGCCACGAACGAGCAAAAGAUCUGGACACCGAGACACAGAACCUCCUCAGAAAAAUACAAGAGCUCCUGAAGCAGCUGAUGGACUCAAACAGCAGUGGAUCAGCUUUGCCCAACACAGAUUUAGCCAAACUCCUGGAACAGUCUGAGAACAUGGUGAAGGAGAUGGAAAAACGACGCUUCACUACACAGAAAGAUGCAGCCAGGAAAGAGCAAGCUGAAGCAAACAAAUUUUUAGAGAAUGUCAAAAACAUCUUAAAGCAGUGCGAUGAGAAUGAAGCGGCGUCGAAGCGUGCUGACGAUCUACUGAGUAGCUAUGAGGCCAAACUGAAAGAGUUAGAGGAUCUGCUCAAACAGGCUGAUAAUACGGUGAAGAAAGCCAUCAAUCAGAACGACAUCAACGCUGAAGGCCUUAAAGAUAUUCUGAAACGAGUGAAAGAUCUGGAGCGUGAGAGAGACCUUGUCCAGGAUCAGAUUGUUCUUGCGGUGAAACAGCUGAAAGACACUGAGGACGUCCUGAAUAUGUUCAGUGACAGCAAAAUGGAAUACGAACAGCUUGCGGCGCAGCUCAACGGAGCAAAGACCGAACUCAAGGAUAAAGUCCAAACCAUCUCACAAGCAGCAGCCAAAGAGAAGAUUGUGAAACAGGCAGAAAAGCAUGCAGAAAACAUGCAGAAACUGGCCAAAGAGCUGCAAGAGGCUGUACAGAAUGUGAGUGGGCGCUCUGGUGUGCAAACCGCUCUCUCUGGGAUAGAGGCGUACAAAAACAUCACCGACGCUGUCAACGCUGCAGAGGAGGCGGCGAAGAAGGCCAAAGAGGCGGCAGACAAAGCACUCAAUGAUGUCAGUGAAGGGGACUUAAUCAACAGGGCAACAAAUCUGAAAAACAAUGGCAAUAACCUACUUAAAGUUGCCAAAAAUGCAGCUAAAGAUCUUAAAGGAGCAACUAAAGACCUCAGUAAUCAGAAGGAACGCCUGCAAGCUGCUGAAGAGAAGAAGAAAGCUCUAGAAAAGGAGUUGCUCUCUGUCCAGGAGGGUUUGAAGGGAAUUCAGAGAGAUGACAUCGGUAACAUUAUCGGCGCGGCUAAGAAAGCGGCAGCGGCGGCCAAUCGCACCACGAGUGACACAAUGAACCAGCUAAACGACAUCAAAGCAGAAGUUACCAAGAUCUCUAUUAGUCCUUCUGUCUCGAAUAUUGACAAUGUUCUCAAUAAUGUGGAAAUGACCGUCAGAAAUGUGAGCGGCUCCAUCCCAUCCCUGCUGGAUAAAAUAGAAGAGAUCAAUUCUCAGAUCAGCGCCGGGAACAACGUGUCUGAUAAUAUUAAUAAGAUAAAGGAACUGAUUGAGCAAGCGCGAGAUGCUGCUAACAGAAUUGUUGUGCCUAUGAAAUUCACGGGUAAAGGGCAUGUGGAGCUGCGUCCGCCGCGAGACUUGGAUGACCUGCGGGCGUACACCGCUCUCACCCUUUCCCUCCAGAGACCCGAGAAACCCAGCCGGCAGCGGCGCCAGACAAAUGAUGACAGUCUGUUCGUGCUGUACCUCGGAAACAAAGACGCAUCCGGAGACUACAUCGGAAUGGCUCUUCGCAAUAACAUCCUGCAUGUCAUCUAUAAGCUCAAUGGAGAGGAGUACGAUAUUGAGGCAUCCAGCAUCACAGAGUCCUCAUCUGAUCUGGCUUUCUUCGACAAAAUCGACCUUUACAGAAUUUAUCAAGAUGCACGAGUUAUUCAAACAAAGCAGUUCACGUCAAUCAAUCCGAAGCCGCCACAGCUGAAAGAAAACCUGGGUGAACUUACACGCAACCUGCUGGAUCUCAGUCCAGAUAAAGUGGUCUUCUAUGUAGGAGGUUAUCCAGAUGACUUCAAACUGCCUGCCUCUCUCAACUAUGGCAAAUACAAGGGCUGCAUUGAGUUUUCCACCUUCAAUGACAAAUUAAUCAGUCUGUACAACUUUAAGAAUGCGGUUAAUAUUAACUUAGAAACCCCUUGCAAGAGACAAAUCCCACUGACAAUCUCAGAGUCAGAUUACUAUGAAGGCACCGGUUACGCCAAAGUCCUGCUUGAAAGAUUCCCCAACUAUCUGUGGAUCAAUCAGAAAGUGGAAACGAGAGCUAAGGAUGCUCUUUUGCUGUAUUUAGGAGACGAGGAGGAUGACUUUUUCUACAGCAUCUCUCUUGAGAAAGGCUACGUUGUUCUGCGUGGCCAAAACAAAAUGAAUAUUUUGGAGCCUGUCAGCAGUCAAGAUAAAGCAAGCCUGUCUCCGGAAACAGAUGUGAAAAUCUUGAUUAUUGCAGGAAGAGAGUUUAAAGUCCGAGUCGGGAACACCGAGGUCAAAAGUACAGACGUCAUUCCACAAACGUUCAAGCACUUCUACGUCGGCGGGAUACCAAACACUUUGCGUGAGAGAUACAACAUCACUAUCCCGGCUCUGAAAGGCUGUGUGAAAAUCGGCACCGCCGGCGGCCCCACUCCGAGCGUUGAAGAGAAAGUGGGCAUCGGCAGAGGCUGCACUAAUGAGCUACUGAUGGUGAGGAAAGCUGAAUUCAGCCUCGGCAGUGCAUUGGAGAAACUCCAUGAAGACUUCAGCUUGGACGAUGUCAGUCUUUCUCUGGGCUUCAGGAGUACAAAACCAGACGGCAUCCUGCUGCAGAACAGCAAAAAUAAUAAAGACAUUGAGCUUUCCAUGGAGAACGGAUAUGUGCUCCUGAAAUUCCAAGGCAGCGUCUGGAAAUCUACUAAGCAGUACAGGGAUGGAGAAUGGCAUUAUCUCACUGUUUCUGGACAGGGCCAACGCACUGAACUUCGAAUUGAUGAAGAAGAUGUUGGCCAGAGAGUGACGGGAUCUUCAUCUGGACUGUAUUCGUCCAGCGUGAUCCUGGGCAAAGACACCUUUAAGGGCUGCAUCUCCAACCUUUAUCUGAGGAGACCCGAUUCUCUAUAUAGAGCGGAGGAUCUGAGUGCUUACUCUUCCACAGGAGACGUGCUGUUGAACACAUGCAGCGCCGCACGCAAUAUGCAGCAGCAUAGCUGAGGCGAGGAGUAUAUGACGCAGACAUUUCACAUGGAGAUCUUUGGAAGAAAUGCUGUUAUAUUACAGCAUAACCAACUCACUUUAACCAGCUGCUGCAUUGCAUAUAUUUUCAUGGCACAUCUGUAGUAGUUUUCAUUUCAUGGUCCCAUUAGAGAUAUAACAAUUGCAUUGUAAAAGAGAAUCAAAUGACAAUUUAGCAAUUCUGGAAACUUCUGCUGUGUUAUUGAGCUCAUUUAAGUUGGCAUCAGAAUGCUUGCCUGUACUUUUACACCACAUUUCAGAUUAUGCAUUGUGUUUAAUAGGAUUUUGUGGUGAUGAAAUACAAUACAAUGUUAAACAUUGAAUACAACUCCUUUGCAUUGC
Messenger RNA from Sinocyclocheilus anshuiensis, 4180 nucleotides. RefSeq names its product laminin subunit alpha-3-like. The record is from RefSeq and is a predicted model, not a curated record. Gene Ontology annotation, molecular function: signaling receptor binding. Gene Ontology annotation, biological process: regulation of embryonic development; regulation of cell migration; regulation of cell adhesion. The transcript is spliced from 28 exons. NCBI's taxonomy places the organism in Eukaryota, Metazoa, Chordata, Actinopteri, Cypriniformes, Cyprinidae. Bases 26 to 3817 code for a protein of 1263 amino acids.